AUGGCUUCCUCCUCCACUUACAACUGUGACUUUCCCACUCUUCCUGGCUCGGUUGCUACUUACUCCCCAGGCCAUUCUCCCCUCAACUUCAUUUCGAAUCUCACCAACCACGACCCGAUAGCAAAUAAGUUUGCUGUCUCCUUCAUCAACCCUGCUGCUAGGGUGCCUUUUUCUGCAGCUGACUUGGAUCUGGGAGUGCCGGACUGGAAGCAUACUCUGGUCGGGUAUUCGGUUGGACCCAGACCGACAUACCUCAGCCUUCAAUCUGCGAUCAGGAAGGUAUGGUCCUUGAAAGGUGCGGUUGAACUACUAUCCCUGAAUGAUGGUUUCUUUUUGUUCAAAUUCGCCUCACCUGAAGAUUUUGAGACAGUUUGGACGGGUGGUCCUUGGUUUCUUUUUGGGAGGCCAUUCAUUCUCCAACAGUGGACUCCCAAAUUUAAACCUAGGCUGGAGGAGUGCAAUUCCAUUCCCAUUUGGAUCAAAAUCGUUGACCUCCCGUUAGCGGUUUGGAACCCGUUGGGCAUUUCUAAGAUUGCCAGCUUUGUAAGUCAUCCCUUGGCUGUUGAUGCCCUUACAGCUAGGAAGACCCGCUUGACGUAUGCUAGGGUCUGCGUGAUGGUUACCAAAGAAUCCUCUUUCCCGGAUGAAAUCCCUAUCUCCAUGGAUGGGGAUGAAAUGUCUUUACAAGUGUUAUAUGACUGGAAACCAACUCCAUGUGCCGGUUGCGGAUCCCUUGUUCACCCUUCCAGUUUAUGUCACAAAAACCCUCAACCCAAACCGCCGGCAAAACCUCAAGCUAGAGGAAGGAGCUCCAGUCGAGCUCGACCAGCUCUUCUGCCACCUAAAGUGCCUGUCCCUCAACCGAAUCCUCCCCUCCUUCCAUCCUCUGUUAUUUCUGCCACUGCCGAUUCUACAGCCCUCCUUCCAUCUUCUGUUAUUCUUGCUAAUGCUGAUUCUACAUCACAAGAUCCCACCCCUCUUAACACAGUUGUCAUUACUCAGACCCAGGACAUGAAUAUAGGAGACUCUGCUACUCCUAGAAUUCUCCUUCCCAAUCCGCAGCCGGACAUCUCAACUUCGGUUCACCCAGUAGAGGACCCUAUACCUAAUCUAAAUUCACCGAUUGAUGUUGCCUCAUCAUCGGAGCAAAUACCCAGCACCUCAACUGAGAAUAGUCAAUCAACAAGAUCUUGGUUUCCAAGACCUGGGUUCCUCCUCUCAGCAGAUUGUUGA
Dendrobium catenatum is the source of this 1233-nucleotide messenger RNA. RefSeq lists its product as uncharacterized. The record is from RefSeq and is a predicted model, not a curated record. The transcript is spliced from 2 exons. The coding region runs from base 1 to 1233 and encodes 410 amino acids. Lineage: Eukaryota; Viridiplantae; Streptophyta; Magnoliopsida; Asparagales; Orchidaceae.